CACUGCCAAAUUUCCUUAUUCUUCCAAACAACCGACUUACAAAUAUCUUCUUCUAUAGCCACCCAAAAACCCCCAAUUUCUCUCCUCCACUCUUCUUUCCACCAUUUUUCAAUCAACAAACAUAAUCUUUCACAAACCCUAAUUCCUAAAAAUGUUGCGUCAAACUUGCAAGAAGAUCCUAGCGAACACCCAAUUGCAGCCCCAGCUGCGCGCAUCAUCGUUGGGAAUCGCGCGCCAUUACCAUGAAAGGGUUGUCGAUCACUACAACAACCCUAGAAAUGUUGGGUCUUUCGAUAAUAGCGACCCAGAUGUUGGAACGGGUCUUGUUGGUGCUCCUGCUUGUGGGGAUGUUAUGAAGCUUCAAAUUAGGGUUGAUGAUAAAACUGGGAAGAUUGUUGAUGCUCGUUUUAAGACCUUUGGUUGUGGUUCUGCUAUUGCUUCUUCUUCUGUUGCUACUGAGUGGGUCAAAGGGCAACAGAUGGAGGAUGUGGUGUCAAUAAAAAACACGGAAAUUGCAAAACAUUUGUCUCUCCCACCAGUGAAAUUGCAUUGCAGUAUGCUUGCUGAAGACGCAAUCAAAGCAGCAGUUAAAGACUACACAGCAAAGCGUGCAAAGUUGAAUGGUAGCAGCACAGAGGCUGCAUCCAGCGAGAAGGCCGCUGAGGCUUGAAGUGGAUGCAUGCACCUCAGAGUUACUGAUAGAGUGCUAGUAUAAUAUGAUUACCACCUUGUACUAAUAAAUGGUUGUACCAGCAUUAGUUGGGUAUACUUUGGGCAUAGUUGUCUUCAAGACUUGAACUGUUUACCUUACGCCUAUGUAAAUUAACUUUGCUGUCACUGAUUGUCUUGUCCAAAGUUUUUUUGUUUUCACUUUUGAUGAUAAUGAAGAAAAACACAUUUGGAACUGAAGAUUUGUAUCAUUGUGAGAGUUGCUUGUGUGAUGUUUGAAUAACCUGCAACAUGAAAUAACUUUGUAAGUGGA
Chenopodium quinoa (quinoa) is the source of this 982-nucleotide messenger RNA. Its product is annotated as iron-sulfur cluster assembly protein 1-like. The transcript has 3 exons. The coding region runs from base 152 to 670 and encodes 172 amino acids. The record is from RefSeq and is a predicted model, not a curated record. Gene Ontology annotation, cellular component: cytoplasm; mitochondrial matrix. Gene Ontology annotation, molecular function: ferrous iron binding; 2 iron, 2 sulfur cluster binding. Gene Ontology annotation, biological process: iron-sulfur cluster assembly; intracellular iron ion homeostasis. Lineage: Eukaryota; Viridiplantae; Streptophyta; Magnoliopsida; Caryophyllales; Amaranthaceae.